AUGAUGAACAGAGAAGAUUCUAAUAAAAGAUUUGAUCGAUAUGGAUAUAUUGUACCAUCAGGAGAAUCUAAUUUUGAAGAAGAAUUAAAUGCAACAGUUGUUCGUCGUCGAGAACAAAAAUGGCUUGAUAUGUUUUCACAAUGGUCAUUAUUUAUAGCAUCACGUUUUGAUAAACUUAAAAAACGUUGUCGAAAAGGUAUACCUGCAUCUGUACGUGGACAAGCAUGGUAUCAUUUAUCAGCUGCAAUGUAUCGACAAGAUCAUGAAGAUCGAAAUUGUUCAACAAAAAGUUUAUUUUCAUAUUAUUUAACACAAAAUCCUGAUGCACGUGUUCUUGAUGAUAUAAGAAAAGAUUUAGCAAGAUCAUUUCCUGAUCAUGAAAUGUUUAGAGAUGAUGCUUGCGGACAACAAAGUUUAUAUGAUGUACUUAAAGCAUAUGCUGUACAUGAUCCUGAUGUUGGUUAUUGUCAAGCUCAAGCACCUAUUGCAGCUAUUUUAUUAAUGCAUUUACCACCUGAACAAGCAUUUUGGGUAUUUGUUCAAAUUAAUGAAGAAUAUGUUAAAGGAUAUUUUAGUGAUGGAUUAACAGCAAUUAAAGAAGAUGCAUUAGCAACAGCAAUACUUAUAAAACGUGUUUCACCAAAGAGUUAUCGUUUACUUCAUAAACUUGAGGUUGAUCCAAUAUUAUAUACAGUUGAUUGGUAUAUGACAUUGUUUUCUCGAACAUAUCGUGCACCACAAUUAUAUCGUUUAUGGGAUAUAUUUUUUUGUGAAGGUGUUAAAGUAUUAUUUCGUUUAGCUCUUGUUAUUGUAUGUGAAACUCUUGAUGUUGGUCCGUCUGAUUUAGUAACACGAGCACAUCAAUGUGAUAAUGCUAUGGAUCUUGUUACACUUAUAAAACAAACUGCUAAAGAAUUACCAUUUGAUCUAUUAUUAACUAAAAUGGAUAAACUUCCAUUAAGUGAUAUUCAUCUUGCUCAAGCAUGUAAACAAGCAAGACAACAACUUAGUUUAGAUACGAAAACAAUGCAAAAUCGUAAAAAAUAA
Molecule: messenger RNA, 1047 nt
Organism: Rotaria sp. Silwood2
Lineage: Eukaryota; Metazoa; Rotifera; Eurotatoria; Philodinida; Philodinidae
Source: the annotation of a GenBank genome assembly